Molecule: messenger RNA, 948 nt
Organism: Chiloscyllium plagiosum (whitespotted bambooshark)
Lineage: Eukaryota; Metazoa; Chordata; Chondrichthyes; Orectolobiformes; Hemiscylliidae
Source: RefSeq, a predicted model, not a curated record
AUGGGGGGCCUGACGACACAGGCAGCUAACUGGACGGCUAACCUCACCACGGAGAUCAAAGUGACUCGUCGGCGCCUCAGCCUGGAGAUUCACGACAAGCUGCAGCGGGGGCCGGGUGGGUCCCGGGGUCGCAAGGCCUCGCCCGAGGGCCCGGAGCAGGACGGCGGCGGCCCCCUCUCCCUGCCCCCUCCCCCUCCUCCCGCGGAGCAGGAGGAUGAAGAGGACUCCAGGCCCUUCGACCUGCUGGGCGAGGAACUGGCGUUCAUCGACGCUGAGGAUUCAGACCGUCGGUCCGGGCGCCCGUCCCCGCUGCCCGCCCUGCGCCGUGCCAAGCACAGGGGGCGCCGCAAGCAGCCCAGGAGGGCCAACGGUUACCCGGGGCGACAGGAACACUCCUCGCCGACUACAGACAAGGGGGAGGACGUCUGACCCGUCUGGGGGUGGGGUGGGGGGGGGGUGGUACCCAAGACCUCCAACCUCCUCUCUUGUACCCAUCCCCCUUCCCGGUGCCUCAUCUUCGAUGCCUUGCCAAACCGCCAUGCCAGUUGGAGGGGGUUGGCUAACCCGGAGCGGGUGGUGCUGGGAAACGGGAUUAGGGCGGAGCGUCGGCUUUUGAACAGCACGGACUUCGAUGGGCUGAAGGGGCUUUUCCCUUACCCGCUCUGUUACUGGACUGAAGAGAGAGUGGGCGGUGGGGGUGGGGGGUGCCAGAGAUGACCGGGUCGCCAACUUAGCCCACCCUUCGAGAGGGGAAGGGGAGCUGCCGAAGCCUCACGCCCUCCCUCCCCCUCCCCCGUCCUACCCCCUCAGUCGCUGAAGGUUGAGUUUGUUGGGGGAGCAAGGUGGGUGUCAGGGAGGGCACAGGGUUUGGGUGAGGCAUGGUCCGGGCGCCAUGGGUUGGAACACGGCCAACGGUAGCGAUCCGAAUCACGGCCUGUCCAUCCGUGG